UUGUUGUGAACGGCAAGGGGACGCGUUUUUCCCAGCAUUUUUCCGCAGAUUUAUCCGCUUUUGAGCCGAGUGUGGCCCCACGCUGUCUUCUGUGACCUGUGCAUCGUGUGCGCGUGCUUCCGGGGGCACAAUUAACUCUUGAAGAUGACGAAGGAUGUGGCAGACAUCGAUCCGUCGGAUAUAGCAAAACAUCCGGACGCGAUAAAGAAAGCUCUUGAGGAAGUUGGAAGCCUGGAUGUUCUCGUGUGUGGCACUUGCCACGCUGCCUUCCACUACGUUGAGGCAUUUACUGAGCACAAGGCGGAGAAAUGCUCUGGAGAGUCUAGCUUGAGGGAAUGUCGCGAGUCGAAACCCAAAGUGUGGGCUUUUCUGCUGUGGAAGGCAUGUCAGAUGAAGACUGACGAGGAUAUUCCGGCAAACUCGUGGAAAUUGUAUCAAACUUGGGUGAGAUUGGAUGAGAAUGUGAGGGAAUCGUGGGUUGUGGCGGGCAAAACCAUCCAAUCCUUCGUGCGAAUGAGUCAAGGGCAGAUGCAGGAAGUCCCCGUGAAGGUCAUCAAGCAGAUUGUCGAUCAGCCGAAGGCGGGAGGUGAUUCUCCGCAGGCCUCCGCCACAGCCAGAGCCCCAAUAAAGCGUCCCAUUGUGGUGACGGGCAGAAAAGUGGAUGCGGACCAGGACGGAGAUACCACAACGGACGAGGAUCCGUCGCCACAGCGCCUGCCGGCGGUGACGAUGCGCCAGGUGGUGAGGAAACCGGCGCCCAGACCCGCUGUCACGCGUCCUCCGGGCAAUUUGCUGAACAAGAACGUGCCGCGACUCGCGACGCGCACCAUGUCAGAGUCUGGCGACACCGAGGAGCAUCUGAUUGAGAAGAUCAUGGCGAAGAAGUUCAAUCCGCGCCGCCGCACAUUUGAGUAUCUGAUCAAGUGGAUGAAGUUCAGCUACGACGAGAACACGUGGGAGCCGCUGCAGCAUCUGGACAAGUGCUCAGCCCUGCUGGCGGCCUUCGAGAGCCAGCUGGCGUACCAGAAGGAGCAGCGCGCCGCCAAGGCGGCCGAGGAGGCGUCCAAGUCCUCCGACGGCGACUCCCCGUCGCGCCCGCUGAGGAACUCCAAGGCGAAGGCGGUGCAGCAGGUGAAACAGUGGUGCACGGACGAGGAGAACGUGGCAACGAAGAGGAAGAACGAGGACAGCGACUUUGAGCUGGAGGACGAGGCGUCCGCGGACGACCAGCCGGCCAGGAAGAUGGCCAAGAGCGAUGCCGUGAGCCAGGCACUGCAGCGCGCCGGCCAGUCGGGCACCGUGCGGAUCGUGCCGGUGAACAGGAGCGCCCAGGCGGUGCAGAAGCCCACCGUGAACGGCGCCUCGGCGAAGGUGGAGAAGAACUCGGCCGAGGUGGUGAUCACGAGUGUGAAGGACAAGCCGACGGGCGUGAUGAGGAAGCCAGGAGUCACACAGAGCACGGCGCUGGCCAAGAAGGAGGCUCAAGUGCACGUCGUGAGUCGCGGCGAGACGAUGUCCAGUGGGAUUGUGCGGAUUGCGCAGGGCAACUCCAGCCAGGGUGCCAAAGUGAUGCCCAAACUCGUGCCGCGCGUCGCUCAGGCGCGUCCAGUCGUGCGUCCGGGCGUUACGGUGAGCCGCACUGUCGCCGGGGCGCCGCAGCGCCAGCAGGUGCUGCGGCAGGUGUCGCCGCAGCAGCCGAUAGUGCGCAACCAGACCAUCAUCCGGAGGAGUGUUGCCACGCCGCCGCAGGGACGCGCCGUGAUGUCGCGGGUGGUGAAAAGCACGCCCAGUCCGAAGGCCGCGGUCGUGGGGCGCCAGCAGCCGGAGAUGAAGGUGGUGCGCAGGAGCAAGGGAAAGGAGGACGAGCUGUCCGGGGAGGACAUGGAGGCGUCCAGCGGCAGCCAGGAGACAUCGGCCAGUGUGGAGUCGACGUACACGCUCUGUCCGACCACGGGUGAGCUGAAGAAGCCCGGGCAGGAGGACAAGAAGGAGGCGAAGAAGGACGAGGAGGAGAAGAAGGACGCCGACACCGUGACGGCCAUUCAGACGGAGGACGGGCAGCUGCAGCAGCUCAUCGCGAAUGAGGAUGGGAGUCCUGUUCUGGUCACUGGCGAGGACGGGACCAUUUAUCAGGUGGCCGGGAAGAAUGCCGAGGGACAGACGCUGCUCAUAGCCCAGGGAGGCGACGGAGAGCAGCAGUGCGUGUACGUGGCGGCGGAAGAUGGGGACGAGAGUCUUCUGGCACUUUCCGGAGAGACGGUUCAGGCCGAGAGCGGCGGGCAGAUUGUGCUGAAGGAGGACGGAGGCGACGGAACAGUGGAUCCUGGGCAGCAACUCGUGAUCUCCACAGACAGCGACUCCCAGGAUGGGAAUAUCACAGCGGAGCUGGUGCAGGCGGACAUGCCGUCGCCCGGGGGCACGCGUCGCGUCGUCCUCAUGCUGCCGGACGGGAAUUUCAUGAUGACGGAGGUCAAGUUCUAGAAACCUGACCCACUAACACCCCACCCUAUAUUUAAGCGCCGCGCCCCCAAAUUUGAAUUUCCCGCGAACUCCUUCCGCGCGGAAAGCUCUGGAAAAGCUCGAAGCCCUGCUGCAGAAUCGCCUCAGCAUCUCAAUUCGAGUGCGUGGGAGGAAAAUGAAUAUACCUAGAGUAGAUAACAUUUCAUGAGAAUUAAAUAAA
Phlebotomus argentipes is the source of this 2680-nucleotide messenger RNA. RefSeq lists its product as uncharacterized. NCBI's taxonomy places the organism in Eukaryota, Metazoa, Arthropoda, Insecta, Diptera, Psychodidae. The transcript is spliced from 6 exons. The coding region runs from base 145 to 2481 and encodes 778 amino acids. The record is from RefSeq and is a predicted model, not a curated record.